AUCAAAUUUUUUUUAUUUUUGCUAUUGAGCUAACACAAAGGAUCAAACUGUCAAAUCAGGCUCAAAUCAGAGAUUUUACUCAGUAUCAAGCUUUACUAAUAGUUUCAAGGAUACCAGUAAUCCCCAGGUCUUUAUUCUUGCUUUGGAUGCAUCCUGGCCCAGGAUAGUAGAUGUGGUUUCUAAAUCAAGUGUACAGUCACCCCACUUACACAGAAGCAGCCAACUCAGUUACAAAACACUUCCAUUUCAUGCUACGUUACAUAACUUCCGCGGUAUUUUCCAGUUAAUCAUACCCCUGAAAUCCACAUUGAUUCUUUUUUGUUUUGUGAGGGGAGUCUCAUUCUGUUGACCAGGAUGGAGGGCAGUGGCGCGAUCUCUGCUCACUGCAACCUCUGCCUCUCCAGUGCAAGCGAUUCUCCUGCCUCAGCCUCCCGAGUAGCUGGUAUUACAAGCGUUUGCCACCACACCCAGCUAAUUUUUGUAGUUUUGGUAGAGACGGGGUUUUGCCAUGUUGGCCAGGCUGGUAACUCCUGACCUCAAGUGAUCCGCCUGCCUCAGCCUCCCAAAGCACUGGAAUUACCACAUCGAUUCUUAAUGUGUUUACCAUAAACAAUCCCAGCCCUGGGACAUCUUGCUAGAGGAAUUCUGUAAAUAUGGACUCUCCUGCUAGCAAAUUCCAUUAGUUUGUUUGCCAGGAGGCCUGUAAUUACUAUAUACUUUAUAGUUUAUAAAAAUCACAUGCUUGUUUGUUUGCUUGCUUUCCUGAGAGUAUUUCCCAAUGAAGGGAGAGACUGGAUUGCAGAUCUUCUGCUUAACUCCUUCUUUCUCAGUCACUGAUAGAUGAAAAAUGGUAUUUCCUUGUUUACUUUUACAUUUUAAGUAAUGUUGAACAUUUAGCAACAAAAUAUUGAAAGCUAGAAGAUGAAUCAAGAGGCAAUUGCAUUAGCAGACUUGAAAAGUAGGAAUCCCAAGCAGGCCAUGAAGCAACCUGAUACACACAGUGAAACCCUGCAUAAGGCUCAGGAAUUGGAAGCGGCAGGUAAAGCUGAAGAGAGCAUGAUGUGAGCUAUAAAUAUAGGCGGAAUGGUAGGAAGUCUGUUUAAGAAUGAAUCAGAUGCUCAGAUUCCCUUUGCUAUCCCAUCAAAAGACCAGAGAUUUAGUCUUGGAAGACAGCAAAAAGCUGAUUCUCUAGCUAGGAGGACAGCAGGCCCUCUUAAGGAUGAAGGUGUCAUGUUGAAAAAGGGGAAAAGAAAAUUAGAGGACUAACAUCUGAAUAACUGAAGCUCACUAAAAAAGAAAAUGGAGGAAAUAACUAACUCAAGUUGCUUGGAGUUCUGACUCUAAGCUCAGUGCUAUUAUAAUCUUUUAGGCUUACUGGUAUAUUUGAUUCAUGUUAACUGUAAAAUGACAUUUUCCAAGUUUCACAAAUAUUGGGGAUAGUCAAAGGGACUUUGUUCAGGUGAUUAAAGGGUGGGGCUUGCAUUACCCCUCUCCUAAGUGAUCAUUCCAAAAUGACUGGCAGGACUAAAGAAUUAUGGUUAAAAAACAAAAAAACCUAAAGAAUGGAUUAUCUAUAAAAGCUAUGCAAUGACAUGCCUGUUAGAGCUCACUGACCACAUCUUAAGUUGUCUAUGUAUAAGAGAUGAAGCUAUAACUAGCUAAAGCUCUAAUUGGUCAAGGCACUAAAGUCAGAAAAUACCCCAUAACAUGCAAAUAUACAGACAUAACAUCAACUGUAAGUGCUGGGCACAGCUGCUCGUGCCUGUAAUCCCAGCUACUUGGGAGGCAGAGGCAGGAAGAUCACUUUAGCCCAGGAGUUCAGAGCUGCUGUGAGGUAUGAUUGUGUCACCGCACUCCAGCCUGGGGGAAGAAGUGAGACCUCAUCUCAAAAAAAAAAAAAAAAAAAUCAGCUGUAGAAAAAAAAAUAAUGUCGGGGUUACCUGUGGAGUCUGGGGGUAGACCCACUAUCACACCUAGAUAGGGAUACAAACCAUGAGAGGCUUCUCUUCUAAGUGGGCCGUUUCAGUCCAAGUCAGCAACUUGGACUGAAUAAACACAGGCAACUGAGUUUAGCAUUAAGCUUUCAUAACCUUCAACUGACAACUCAACGGCUGUUUCUAAAUCUCAGACCAUUUAAAUCAGAAUCUAGGUAGCACGUAGGCACCUACGUAGUUUUAAAAGCUUUCCAAGUAAUUCAACUCCAAGUGAAUCAGAGUGGAGCAUCAUUGCCUUAGUCAUGGCAUCUUUCAAAUUCGUUAGUACAUUUCUACAUAAAAAUAAACAUCAAACAAAAGAAGAACAACUUUUGGGUAAGAGGUUGUCUAUCUUUUCCUUUAGUGUCCGCAGAUCUUUCCUCCUGCUGUUUUCUUGUCUACUCUUGUUCUUGAACACCCCCUCUUAUUUUUAUAUCUUUAGAAAGUGCCUGGCACAGUACUUCGGACAGUUAAAAUACUGUAUCGACAAAGGACCCAUAGAUACUGUAUUAAUUUUAAAAGACGUGUAGUGAAUAUGAUUCAAUGAGUAAAAUAAUCAAACUGGGGCGUGGGAGGAAUGGAUAAUAAAACAAAUAAGAGAACGGAAAAACAAAAUUAGGAAUUGUUUCUGGUAGCCAGCUACUGAGGGCGUGAUCUAAACAUGAUACCAAAUUGGGCGGAGGGGGAGGGAGUGAGGGAGGAAUGGGCAGAGUGGCGGAAUGGCCUGGCGAGGGCGAUUUCCUGAAGGCUUACAGGUUACAACUAAGGGAUACCGCGAAAAGAACACCGAGCCCUCGUCCCGUAUCUAUCUAAACUAGCCGUGUAACUUUAAGUCAAUCUCCUCUCUGAACCAGAUAUUCCUCCCAUCUAAAGGGAGGAGCCUGGCCUUAACAUCUCUUUCCAAGUCUAGCUCUAAUUCUGUAAACAGGGGAUCAAACAGAUCUCCUUUCUUCAGAAAAGGCCCCGGACGAACCCGAAGCAGGUCCUCGAGCUGCGAGCCACCCUCCACUUGCCACUCAACGUAGUAGCCAGAGGGACGGAUGUGGCACAAAGAACCACCUUCUUUCUAAACGCCUCAUCACCCCAGCCACGCACUCAGGCGCGGCGCCCCGUCCCGAGCGGUUCUCGGAAGUUUCCCACUCCUCCCCUAAUCGCCCUCGACGCACGCCGGAUCGCGACCGGAACGUGGAGAACCAGUGGUUGUUCCUCCCCUAAAGCACAGCAUAAGUUUGGAGAGCUGCAUCUAAACUGAGUGUGGGUCCGGGCUCCUUUAGGUGAAGAGCGCUCGGCGGAUCGACUUCCUCGAUUAUCUCCGUGGCCUGGACCCGCCCCCUCCGCCUGGCGCCAGGCCGCCGAGCGCCGAUCGGCUCGAUGAGCGGAGGCGCUGUUGCUGCGCUGCGGCCGACGCCGGGUUCGCACCAGCUGUCUCCCACUCCCAUCUUUUUACCUCGGCUUCCCACUCCUUCCCCCGCCCGCCCAGCACCGCCAGCCCGGGAGAGCUGCCGGGAGUUCCCCGGGAGCCUCAGGCGGUGACUAUCCUGUUGAGAAGCAGAAAAUACUUCGCAAGUAAAAAAUAUGCCUCCCAAGUUUAAGCGCCACCUCAAUGAUGAUGAUGUCACGGGUUCUGUGAAAAGUGAAAGGAGAAAUCUUUUGGAAGAUGAUUCAGAUGAAGAAGAGGACUUUUUUCUAAGGGGACCAUCUGGACCAAGAUUUGGACCUAGAAAUGAUAAAAUUAAGCAUGUUCAGAAUCAAGUGGAUGAAGUUAUUGAUGUCAUGCAAGAAAAUAUUACAAAGGUAAUUGAGAGAGGGGAGAGACUAGAUGAACUACAGGACAAAUCAGAAAGCUUAUCGGAUAAUGCAACAGCUUUUAGCAACAGAUCCAAACAACUUCGAAGGCAAAUGUGGUGGCGUGGAUGCAAAAUAAAAGCCAUCAUGGCUUUGGUUGCUGCUAUCCUUUUGCUAGUGAUUAUCAUUCUUAUAGUCAUGAAAUACCAUACUUGAUUUGAUGACAGAGAUCUUCAUUAAACAAGAUCUGGGACAGUAAUAAAAGAUUGCUGCAUAAUUUAAAUGAAACUUAUGUGUAUAUAACUUUCAAAACUUCUUUUUCAAGAAACUAAGAGGCAAGUAUCACUUCAAAUUGGAACGUUGAGAAUGUCCAAUUAUCUUCUCCCCUUCUAACAAAAUGUUCUUUUAAUGAUUACGUUUAAGGCAAAGAGAACUAGCCUCUAUUUUUCCAUAUUUCAAGGAUCUAAUUUGAAACUAGAUACUUGCCAGUUCAUUAUUUGUGUAUAUAGUUAAACACUGAUUAUAAUAUUUCAUACUAAUAUUUUAAUGGCAUAAGGACUUGCAUUAUUGCAUUAGGGAGUGGGUCAUGCUGGGGCUCAGGAAGCCUGUAUAGACUACCAAAUUAUAUGCUGAAAGAGAUGCAUAACCAUUCUUUCAAUAUUUGCAGAAAUAUAGUUCCUUUCAUAUUACAGUUGUUUUGCAAGCAAUUUCCACAUUUAUAGGUGUAACAAAAGCUAAAUGUUGUAAAUGUUGUUGCCUUCAGCUAUAACUAAAAACAUUCCAGUAAAUAAUUUUUGACUGUGUAAGAGAAUGUGUAGUAAUUUUUUUGGCAUUUGGAUUAUGGAAAUGGAAAUUUUUAAACAGUGUGAAAAAACAUGGUAUGGCACCAUAAAACUGGAGAUAAUAAAGUUAUUGAAGAGUGUCGUUGAAGUAUUUGAAAAUGACCAGUAUAUAGCUGCCAGUCAUGGUCCAGUCUGUUUUCAGUUAAACUCCAAUAAAGAGAGACCAGUCAGUCCUAAUGUGAGUAAAUGAAAUUUACAGGUAACUUACUCCUUAAUUUUAUUUUAGUUAAUAGCCUCUAACUUCCAACUAUCUCAUUUACCAAAAGUACGAAAAGUAGCAAAACCAUCUAUUAAUACUUUCAAUUUUAUAUCUUUGCAUUUCCUGUUCAUCCUUGAGGAGACGUAUGUUGCACAAUCAAAUUUUGCAUCAGCCAACAGUAAUGAGUAGUAGAAAGUCAGGAAACUAGGUAUAUAUGUGUGGAUAUAUAUAUUUUAUAUAUAUAUCAUAUAUAUAUUUUAUAUAUAUAUCAUAUAUAUGAUAUAUAUAUAUUUUAUAUAUAUCAUAUAUAUAUCAUAUAUAUGAUAUAUAUAUAUUUUAUAUAUAUCAUAUAUAUAUAUGAGAUAAUCAGUCAGUCGGUAACCAAAUGCUAGAGAGUGACCAUUAACCUAAGCCUGUUUUUAUAAUGAAAAAAUGUGUUAACUUUAAAAUAUGCCAACCUCCUUGUGUCUUUUAAACAAGUCAGAGUGGAAAUACAUUGUCCCCUAAGGUGUGGGGAGAGGAAGCUUUAUAAUAAAAUUAGUGAUUCUGCAGAAACUUGUGCACUGGAUAUCUUGAGAAUAUGAAUAUAAAACUCCCUAAAUUAAAAAUAGUGUUAAUAGAAAUUACCAGUAUUUAAAUAGGGAAAAAUGAUUUCAUGUUUAUUUAGGUUUUAUUUCUUUGGUCAUCUUAAUGCAAAAUGAAUAAAGCAUAGAAUCUGGGUUUGGUGUUUUGUUUUUUGUCUGUUUUUAAAAUUCUACAGGAUUAUUACUAGAAGGCAAAAAAAUGCUGUUUAGAAUGGAAAGAAAUUUGAAGAAAGAAAGCAGACUGAGACACUCAAGACACCUGCAAGUUAUCUAAGAAGAUCUAGAUAGAAUUACUAAAUUUUAUAGUUUGCUUAGAGCAUUUAGAAGGAGAUAAAGAUCUUACAUACUAUAGUGUAUUGUCUCUGGUCUCUAUACUCUUUUUAAAUGUCAAUGUAAACAGCAUCUGAACUGCUAAUAAAUCUUUUAAGAUACCCAGAAAAAUGAGCAUUUUUAGAAUUUCAGUAGCUAAUAAUUCAGGAAAGGAAAUAUUUUAACUGAAUGGACAGAAUCAGUCCUAACAUUUGUAUGUAUGUCCUUUAUUUGAAUUGGAACUAGGCUCAUAAGCGGUUAAUUUUCCAUUAGUUGAUGUAGAAAUCUGGUUUCUCCAUAAUAUUUACAAGUGAAGAUGAAGAUUACUUCUCAGAAAGUAUCCAUAUUUCCAGUGUUUCUUUUAAUAAAGUAUGCCACUUUUAAAUAAAUAAUUACAAAAAGUAAAAUUAUAAAAUUUUUAAAUUUAAAUAAUAAGUAACAGUAAAAUUUUUUGACAAUAUAUAUGUCACUGUUUUUGUAAUUUAAACAUAUUGCUGCCUGGGAUAUGGGUAACAGACUUAUCACUCAUGGAACUUUGUAGUAGUGAUGGCUUGGUUUGUAGUUUAUCAUUUCAUCUUUCUUGGUCUUAAUUAAUCCUGAAAUCCUUAAAAUGGCUGGCAUGGUUAUGACUUUAUUAUGGUAACCUUGGAGAUGUAAGCCCUCUUACGAUCAAAAACAGAAGAAAAAAAUAUAUUGUUCAAACUGAUGCCAGGCCUACCUUCAUUCCCUCCCUUAAUUACUUUUUUUCUCAUUCAGCUCAGAUCAUCCUGCACUUGAAAAAUGAAGUUUUACCACCAUCAAAACUAUCAUUAUUUAACAACAAGUGAAGAUCAGCAGAAAAAUUCAAGUAGCUUUGCAAAUACUAGUUGAUACUCAGUGAAAUCACGUCACUAUUUUGAUACCUGAAUCCAUCCCUUGUGAUUUAUGUUUAAUUACAGAAGCCUAUUGCCUUGCAGCAAUUUUGUUGUUAUAAUACUGAUUAAUUGGUUAUUCCUUCUUAUUAUAACUCAGUAAUACCUGUGGUCGUUUGGUUCCUCUAUCCUGACAAAGUUCACUGGAAAUUGCCCUCAGAUUUUAUAAACUGGGGGAUUUCUUAAUUAGAUGAAAGUUCACUAUUGAAGAUGGAAUAUUAUAUAAGAUGGAGGAAGGGUAAUUAAUACACAUGAGAUACAGAAAUACUUUGUUAGCCCUCCUAUAGAUUGCCUAGUGUAGUCUUUCUGUGCAUUUCAAUACUCUGUAUUAGGAAAUUAUAACUUCAGCACUUUUGAUAGCAAAAAUCGGCAUCUUUCAAUUCUGUAUAGUAUGUGGCUAUCCUGUAAAUGAUAAUAUGUGUACAGACUGAGAAGGCAGGUAUAUAAAGAAAUUGAAAUCUCUCAUUGGCGGUAUACUCUUAAAGCAUGCUUGAUGCCUUGUCAGCAUCAUUGCCCACAUUGACUCUGUAUUUACAUCUGUAUAUACACUAUGAUUAGAAAAUAUGCAAGAAAUUGUUUUUCCAUGUUAAGAACAAAUGCCGUUAGAAGAUGUCCCCUUAAUUGUAUUGUCAGAAUGUUACUAUGUCAAGGAUGACUGUUCUGUUAACCUAAUUUUGUGUUUUCACAUGGAAAUGUGAUUGGACUCCAUUUUUCUGUGAGUUGAGAGUAAGAGCAUAAGUCAGUUUGAAAGCAUUUACAAGUUUGUUUUCGAAUGUAGUGUAAUGCUUAUAUUUGUGCAGGAGAUUGCCACAAAGCAGUAGAAAGACACUGGUUUCUAAGGGCUGAAAUGUGCUCUACUUCUUGACUUGUUUUUUCCAUGUUGUAGACAAAUGACAUCAUGCCUUAGAUUGAUGUAGGGUUUAGGUCCUCUGUAAUACUUUGAGUUAGUCUUAUUCUGAUUUUUUUUCUUCUGGAAACCAAGUAGAAUUAGGGAUGGGAACACAAAUGCAUUUAUUCUGGCUCCUGUUUUAUUCCAAGAAGCUUCUUGGAACAAAUCAGUAGGAAUUGAAAAGAAAGCAUGACCAACCCAAUUACAGGGGAUAAAAUGUAAGCUUGUUAAAGUAAGCACCACACCAUGUUUCUGUCUCCCCAGCACCCAGCACAGUGCUGUGAACCUUGGCAGAUGCUAGAUAAAUGUGUGUUGAAUGAAUGUGCCUAUGAAGCCACAAAGAUGCCACAUGUUAGUAUAUCAGUGAGAGGUGACUCCACAGUGCUCCCUGGAGAAGCAAUAUAAGUGACUGAAGAGUGGGGCCUUUCGCUUUUGCCUGGAUAUAGGGGUGCUCUUCUACUGUAAUUGGGCGUGGAAAAACGCUGGCUUUAUGGUAUUCCAUUAGGUUCUUUUCAUUUAAAGUAGACUUAAAAUCAAAGUAUCCAAUAUUUUAAAGCCACAAAGUAGAUUACAUAAUUAGCAGAGAUUUUAGUCAGUAAAAUGUUAGAAAUCAAACUAUAAGAAAAUUCAAGCGCUUUAUUUUGUGUCUUGGGUAUAUGUCAUUAUUUUAAAUUCCAUACUCCCUUAUUUAAUCACUUUGGUAAGUGCCUUCGAUGUUUUGAAGUGUAUAGUGGGAGAUGAGCAAAUGUGAAUGUCGUGUGCCCUGUUCCCUAGCUUCUCAAUUCCUCAUAACCAUUCUUACCAGUGUUGCAAAGUUUAGACCUUUGUGUGAAUAUCAGAAAUGUAUUUGUAGCCCCUCCAUAGUGAACAGUGAAAUAAACUAUUUCAUAGAAAACAAAAA
Symphalangus syndactylus (siamang) is the source of this 8393-nucleotide messenger RNA. It is a transcript of the gene VAMP4, whose product is annotated as vesicle associated membrane protein 4. Gene Ontology annotation, cellular component: SNARE complex; membrane; trans-Golgi network. Lineage: Eukaryota; Metazoa; Chordata; Mammalia; Primates; Hylobatidae. Gene Ontology annotation, biological process: vesicle-mediated transport; SNARE complex assembly; Golgi ribbon formation. The record is from RefSeq and is a predicted model, not a curated record.